AAAGAAACAGUGCUAAAUAUCAGUCCAUCAUGUCAUCCCAGGACAAUGUUACCAUACGCAUCAUGACCAAGGACGAUUAUCCAAGAGUGAAAGCAUUCAUGACGGAUGACUUUUUUACCUCAGAGCCUCUGUGCCAAUCCAGUGGGGAGGCGAUGCACCUGCAGAACGAGAAGGAGAACGACGAGUAUCACCUUUCAAUGAUCGCCCAAGGCACCUGCUUGGUGGCCCUUGACGAGGACAACGGUGGUCGAUUGGUAGGCUUAGUUCUCGCUGGAGCCCAGUUCCCUGAAGAUAUUGAGAAGCAUCGUCAGGAGGCGGAGGUUAUGGAAAAAAAUACCUGGGGCCGCAUUUGUCUUAUGCUCUCCAAGAUCGAGCGCGAAGCUGAUCUUUUCAAGCGCUACGGCAUCUCCAAGCUCCUCUACUCUCACAUUACCAGUGUGGAUGCUUCGAUGAGAGGAAGAGGCUUGGGCUCCCGGCUUGCCAGCCGGCUGAUGGACGUGGGCCGCUCCAAAGGAUUUCCUGUUAUGGUGGCCUACUGCACGAGCUUCUAUUCCGCCCGCCAGAAAGAGUCCCUGGGAAUGGAGUGUGUCCACUCUCUGGUCUACGCCGACUACAAGGACGAUAGUGGACGUCCGAUUUUUACGCCGGCAGCUCCGCACACAAAGGCUCGAGUCAUGGCCAUUAAAUUGUGAGCUGGGAUAUCUCAUGGGAAACUAGAUCCCAAUCUGAGUAGUGUAACUAGUUCAAUAUAAGCCAUUCGAGGAGGAUAAUACAAAUUUUUUUAUUCGAUAUUUUGGAGGUGAGCUUUUAAAGUUCUGACGAGGCCAAAAACGUAACUGUAUAAAUAAUUAAAAUUUUAGAUUUCUUGCCAUUGUUUUGGAAAAGAAAAAUAAAUAUUGUGUUAGUUUCUAUCAGUAAGUUAGUUUUAUCUCUUUAUUGCCAUUUUUAUUGUAACUCUUGACCAAUGGUUAUACAAUUAUCAGCAGGUAGUAAUAAAAAUCUACAAAAACAGAUAAGAUAAUUUGAAAAUACUUGUAUUACAAUGCAUUUUAUUGCAGUGCCGUCAAAAUUUGUAAAUAAUAACAAGCAUGAAAGCCAUAGUCAAGUGUUUAUAUUUCUAUUAUAUUUAGUUUUAAAACCAUCGUCUCCUUUUCGGUCAUUGCAAUUAGCCGAUUUUGCUCUCAUAUUCGGAAAAUAAACCUUUGAAAUGGGUAAUAAAUGGCCUCAACAAACAAUCUAGUUAGGCAAUUUCUCUGUUUCA
Messenger RNA from Drosophila kikkawai, 1261 nucleotides. RefSeq names its product arylalkylamine N-acetyltransferase-like 2. NCBI's taxonomy places the organism in Eukaryota, Metazoa, Arthropoda, Insecta, Diptera, Drosophilidae. Gene Ontology annotation, molecular function: N-acetyltransferase activity. The record is from RefSeq and is a predicted model, not a curated record.